Saprolegnia diclina VS20 is the source of this 1065-nucleotide messenger RNA. RefSeq lists its product as hypothetical. Bases 6 to 1025 code for a protein of 339 amino acids. The transcript is spliced from 2 exons. Gene Ontology annotation, cellular component: lysosome. Lineage: Eukaryota; Oomycota; Saprolegniomycetes; Saprolegniales; Saprolegniaceae. The record is from RefSeq and is a predicted model, not a curated record. Gene Ontology annotation, molecular function: cysteine-type endopeptidase activity.
CAACCAUGCUCUCGUUCGCCCUGCUCACGUGUGCGCUUCUCGUGCCGUCGGUGCUUGGCAGCUACGACCCAAUCGCGCUCGAGGCCGAGCUCGCAGAGUGGAAGGCGAGCCGCGCAGGCAGCAUUGCGCGCGCUCACGGCUUCUUGAAGAGCGACGCUGACGACGAGCUCCGUCGCUUUUACGCCACCAAGAUGGACAUUGCGCGCCUCAACGUCCUGCACCCGAACGCGCACUUUUCGCUCGACUCGCCGUUUACGCUCCUCACGGUGCCCGAGUUUGCGGCCUAUGUCCGGUCGUCGCGACCGGCGCCGCGUUCCAAUGCGCGCACCUCGGAUGCAAACAGCACCACGGUGCUGCCGGCAACCAUCGAUUGGACAAAAAAGUCCUCGUGCGUGAGCGCAGUGCAGCAGCAAGGGAACUGCGGGAGCUGCUGGGCAUUUGCGACCGUCCUCGCUUUGGAAAGUGCCACGUGCCUGGCUUCACCGACCAACGCGCUCGUCAAGCUCUCGGAGCAGCACCUCACGAGCUGCGACAAGGCGUCCGGAAACUUGGGCUGCCAAGGCGGGUAUCCCUCCAAAGCCAUCGAGUACAUCGCCAAGAACGGCUUGUGUCGCGGGAAGGACUACCCAUAUGUCUCGGGGACCUCAGGCAACGACGAGACGUGCACAGCGACGAGCUGCGUGCCAACGCGGACGACGUCGCUCCAAUCGGUGGCCGUGCCCGUGGGCGAAGCAAGCUUGCAAGGUGCUGUGGCGCGCCAGCCCAUCAUCGUCGGCGUCGCUGCUGGCAACGAAGAGUGGAAGCAGUACAAGAGCGGAAUCCUCGCCUCGUGCUCGACGACCGACUUGGACCAUGCGGUUGUGGUCGUCGGCUACAGCGACUCGGCAAAUGGCGCCUACUGGCGCAUUCAAAACUCGUGGGGCGUCGGCUGGGGCGACCAUGGCUUCAUGCAGCUGCAGCGCGCGGCGACGCUCAACGGCACCUGCGGCGUUGCGUCCGACGCGUCGUACCCUUCGCUGGCCUAAUUGCAUGCUGCAUGUAAACGCCUAAUUUGAUACAUUUCGA